UUUUUAAUUUCAAAAGUUUAUUUUAUUGGCUGAAUAUUCUACAUAAACAUGUGUGUGUAUACAUUUUUUUUUUAUAUUUUUAUAUAUUUAUAUACAUAUCUGCAUUUAUAGACUCCAGUUUGUUUGUCAAUAUUUUAAGAUAAAGAGAUUAACAUAACACUAGAAAUGAGCAAAAACAUGCAAUCUCGAGAUGAAUCAUCUUUACAGUCUACUCAUUUAGUCUGUAUAAAUUCAGAUUAUAUAAAUACAGAAAAUAAUAAUGUGAAUUUACCCCAAGGGGAAAAGAACACCUCUUUUCAUCAACAUAAUCAACAACAAAUAACUAAUACUAGGUCCAAAACAGUCGAACAUAUAAUAGAAGCCUCUCAAACACUAUUAUUCACUGCUUCAACACUACAACGUACUGUAGGAAAAUGUCUUGGAUUUAUAGGCAAUGAGAAUCUUAAUACAGCAUUUCUACCUAUUACAUACAAGUUAAAGUCAAACAAUGAAAAGUUGACAGCGAUUUUAGAUGUGAUUGAAAAAAGAUAUACUCCAGAAUUAAACAAUGAACUUGUACAUGUUACAUUAAAAUGCAUCAUGAUGCUGAAGGAACUGUGUGGAGCAUUAAGGACACGAUUGUCUAUAUUAAUUCAAGGUUUAGAUUCGAAAUAUUCCCGAAAUCUGUUAGUGAUUCUUUAUAGUGCAACAGUAGAUAUUAAAGAAUCUUGGGAAAUAAUAAGCCCUCAUUUAACUGUUGAUCCCAUGACUACCUUAACAUCAUUUGCCCAAAACAAACCAGCCACGACCAUUAAUGUUAAAACCCAUAAUGAGUUGGUUGGGUCUAAUAAUUCACCUCUUAGUCCACCCUUAUUUUCUCCAAAUACAAAUGGUGACAAUAGUCAAUUAUAUACACACUUGAGACAUGCUGUUACAAGCUCAUUACACGUAUUGAAUAUGCUUAAGCAGUCUAUAGAAAAAACGCUACAAGCAAAUGAUAAUAAUAUUUCGUCAAAUUUAGAAAAGAAAUUAAAUGAACUGUUACGACAAACACAGUAUGCUACUGAAUUAUCACAUCGAUUAGAUAAAGAUGUUGAAGCAAAUAUGGAAAAUAAUAAGGAUAAUAUAUUAUUUAUUUCGACCAGAAAAGAGUUUAGUAGACGUAUUUGGGAAGAUACGAGUAUUUAUUUGAAGGUUAUUGUAAGCGUCAUGACCUUUAUUAGAUCUAUUUCAACUGAGGAAGAAUUUACUUGGCCAAAGCCUAUUAAGCAGGGAUGUCUUUAUGUCACUCGAAUGACAGCUGAAGUAGCAAAACUAUGGAAUAAUGUCAGUACUUUUGCAAAAGAUGGCUUCAUAUUAGAGAAGCAAGAAAGAAGUUCAAGUAUUUCCGAGCAAUCACCCAACUAAUGAUAACUUAUAUACCCAUCAUAGAUGCAUAUUUAUCAUCAUUUUUCUUUAAUUGAAAAAAAGAAAAAAAAAAAUAGCGAUAAUUAAAAGUCUAUUUUUUUUUU
Messenger RNA from Cokeromyces recurvatus, 1490 nucleotides. Its product is annotated as RAM signaling pathway protein-domain-containing protein. The record is from RefSeq and is a predicted model, not a curated record. Bases 166 to 1386 code for a protein of 406 amino acids. The transcript has 2 exons. NCBI's taxonomy places the organism in Eukaryota, Fungi, Mucoromycota, Mucoromycetes, Mucorales, Mucoraceae.